AACCAGCCCGUGAUGACGUCACGGGAGGAAGUGGAACAUGGAGCCUGCAGCCCGAGGCUCAGAGAACAGCCCAUAGAGUCUGUGCACUCCGGAGCUGGACACCGUCACGCGUUUCUCCGCGGGUCGAGCUUUGGAGCUCUGGGUUACACAUUCCGCCUGGGUCUUUGGAAAAGCGUCCGUAGCAGUGUGUGUGGAGCAGUCACAAAGUGAAAAGCAACUUCACGCGUUCAGUUUCUCAAGAUUGGUUUUAUUGUUGGGCACGCGGAUAUAUCGUGUUUAAUUAGCUCUUUUAUGGAAUCGUAGAAGAACUACAGUCUCAAAACCCUGUUGGAACCCAUAUGUGCAAUGAUAUGAGUACAGAAGAAAAGUUCUGCGAUCAUGUUUCUAUGAGUCUGUUAUCUCGGGAUGGUUGCAGCUGUCUCUCGGCGGAGGAGCGAGGUCUCCACUUCGACUGGAAACAAAGAAAAUGUAACGAUUUAAAGUAGCGCUCCUUCGCGUAAAACAAAGGGAACUUGCGGAAAAUCAACCGGAAAGGGCUCGUGGAGGUGUAAAAACGAAUACUAUGGAAAACAAAGGAGGAUAUUCAACCGCUUCUUUGAGGAUUGCUUAAUGUGCAGAGCACAAAACCAUGAUACAUCGAUUUAUCUAAGUGUUGCGUCGAGUCCGUAUUAUGACCAUGAUUAAAAAGCAGCGCUGACCUGCGUCUCUGCUUGAUGGCUUUUGACGAAUAUUCGUCGUGCUUAGAUAUAAACAACAACAACAACAACCACAAAAGGCUUUCUGGGCUAUUUAUAUGCUAAUAUAACCCCCUCUCCCUGUGUGAAUCUCAGCGAAGGCAGGAGUCAUGUCGCUGGGCGCUGCUUGCGUCCUGUUACUGGCUUUCGUGCUGCUCAGGAGCGCGAGCUCUGCGGGAUCCACUGAAUGUAAAACAUAUGAUGAACGCUCCAGAAGUUUGGGGAAAAGCGCUCUGUCUGGGGCCACGCUGGACAGAAAAGUGGUCUGCAGCAACAUGGAGUUCCAUCAGGUGCCUUCACCCGAAUCUUUCCCCAACAGAACAGUCUCACUGAUCUUGAGUAACAAUAAAAUCCAGGAACUUCUGAAUGGCUCUUUCAUUGGCUUGUCUUCACUGGAACGACUGGACAUAAAGAACAACAUAAUCACAAAUAUUGAACCAGGAGCAUUUUAUGGACUUUUCGCCCUCAAAAGACUAGACUUGUCCAAAAACCAGAUCGGUUGCCUCCAUGUGGACGUCUUUAAAGGCCUCACCAACCUGGUUAAACUUAACCUUUCGGAGAACAAGUUUUCUUCACUCUCUCAAGGGAUUUUCGACAGCCUCGGCUCUCUGAAAAUACUGGAGUUUGAUAGCCCUUAUCUUCUGUGCGACUGUAACCUGCGAUGGCUGGUGGUCUGGAUCAAAGAGAAGGCGAUCGGGGUGAAGGAGACUCGCUGCUCGUUCCCUCGCUCCCUGCAGGGUCAGCUGAUAACCUCGCUCAGACCCCAAACACUCACCUGUGACGCUCCUCUAGAGCUUCCCUCAUUCCAGAUGACUCCGUCCCAGCAUCAGAUCGUCUUCCAGGGAGACAGCCUGCCGUUUCAGUGCAUGGCCUCGUUCGUGGACGAGGACAUGCAGGUUCUGUGGUAUCAGGACGGGAAGAUGGUGGAGCCUGAUGCCACUCAGGGCAUCUACAUCGAGAAAAGCAUGGUGCAGAACUGCUCUUUAAUAGCCAGCGCCUUGACCAUCUCCAACAUCCAGCCGGGGUUCACUGGGGACUGGGAGUGUCACGUGCGCACCAGUCGAGGAAACAACACUAGGACGGUCCACAUCGUGGUUCUGGAGAGCUCUGCCAAAUACUGCCUGCCAGAUCGGGUCGCAAACAACAAAGGGGACUACAGAUGGCCUCGGACACUGGCUGGCAUCACGGCGUACUUGCCCUGUAAACGGCAGGUGAGCGGAGCUGGCAUUUACUCGGGCAGCUCGGCAGAAGAUCGGCGCGCGUGGAGGCGAUGUGGCCGCAGUGGACAGUGGGAAGAGGACGACUACUCACGCUGUGAAUAUAUGAAAGACGUCACGCGUGUGCUUUUUAUCAUCAAUCAGAUGCCUCUGAAUCUGACCAAUGCGGUCCAGACGGCGCAGCAGCUGUUGGCUUACACCGCAGAAGCGCCCAACUUCUCUGACAAGGUGGACGUGAUCUUUGUAGCCGAGAUGAUCGAGAAGAUCGGCAAGUUUGCCGAAAAGUAUAAAGAGCUGGGAGAUGUGAUGGUGGAUAUCUCCAGUAAUCUGAUGCUGGCUGAUGAGCGAGUGUUAUGGAUGGCUCAGAGGGAGGCGCGAGCUUGCUCUCGUAUCGUUGAGUCCCUGCAGAGAAUUGCCCUUCUCCGAAUCAGUAACGGGGCUCUGGCCUAUUCUACCAACUCUCACAACAUUGCUCUGGAGGCUCAUGCCAUCAAGGCCAGCAGCUUCAAUGGAAUGACCUGCACUCUGUUCCAGAAGCUUUCACCGGAGCGCACACCCAGAGACCCCGACAUCAACCCAGAGCGCCAGCUCAGCUUCAAAUGCAACGUGACCAGCAACCUGUCUGCACUGGCUCUCAAAAACACUAUCGUGGAGGCGUCUCUGCAGCUUCCCCCGUCUCUCUUCUUGUCUCUGGGAAGCUCGGGUCAGGCUGAUGAAGCCGUCUAUAAGCUACACCUGCUGGCUUUCCGCAACGGCAAACUGUUUCCUCCGACAGGCAACUCCACCCUCCUGAGCGACGGCAGUAAGAGGAGGAGUGUGGUCACACCUGUGAUCCUCACAAAGAUCGAGGGCUUCCCGCUGAAGAACCUGCAGAGUCCAGUGAACGCGACCCUGCGGCGCUUCCUGCACGGCUCGGACGCCGUUCCCUCCUUCUGGAACUUCAGUCUGCUGGGAGGACAGGGCGGCUGGCAGAGCGACGGCUGCCGCAUCCUCCAUCAGGACGACAACUUCACCACCAUCUCCUGCCAUUCACUUAAUAACUACGCUUUACUGAUGGAUCUAAACAGAACCGGGAACGACGCGUACUGCUUCGAACCUCUUCACCCUGUUAUCUACGCCACAGCCAUCAUCCUGGUGCUCUGCCUGCUGUCAGUCAUAGUCAGUUAUAUCUACCACCACAAGUCGGUGCGUGUGAGUAAGAAGUGCUGGCACAUGCUGGUUAACCUGUGCUCACAUAUGCUCCUCACCUGUGCUGUGUUUGUGGGCGGCAUCAACCAAACGUACAAUGCAAGCGUUUGUCAAGCGGUGGGGAUAGUGCUGCAUUACUCCACACUGGCUUCAGCACUGUGGUCCGGCGUAACGGCACGCAACAUCUACAAACAGAUGACGCGGAAGGCCAAGCGCUACGAGGAGCUGGACGAGCCUCCGCCUCCACCCAGACCUAUGCUGAGAUUCUACUUAAUAGGUGGAGGCAUACCGAUCAUUGUGUGCGGAAUAACAGCUGCAGCUAACAUCAAAAACUACGGCAGUCAAGUCAGUGCACCUUACUGCUGGAUGGCAUGGGAACCCAGUCUUGGUGCAUUUUAUGGCCCAGCAGCCUUCAUCGUUUUCGUGGACUGCAUGUACUUCCUCAGCAUCCUCGUUCAGCUCCGCCGGCACCCCGAGCGCCGCUUCGAGCUCAAGGAGCAGUCUGAGGAGCAGCAGCACCUUUCUGUGGCCGAAGCGUCCGAAAUCACACCGGCCCACCUGGAGUCCUCGUCCGCAGCCACCGCGCAACCGGUCCCGAUGUCGGCUCUGGAGAACGAACACACUUUUGUGGCCCAGCUCAUCGGCGUGGCAGGGUCUCUUGCACUUUAUGUCGCUCUGUGGGUGUUUGGAGCUCUUGCAGUGUCCCAGGAGCAUCCGGCAGAUUUGGUGUUCGCCUGCCUCUUUGGCGCCACUGCUUUGGCUCUCGGGGCGUUUCUUGUGGCGCACCACUGCGUGAACCGUCAGGACAUGCGGCGUCAUUGGUCACAAGCUUGUUGCCUGGUUCGCCGCAACUACGCUGUUCAGAUCGAUUCCCUGCUUUUGCCAGUCAUGGGAGCCGGAGGCUCUGUCUUUACCACAAGAGGAAACGGUGAAACUGCAAAGUGUCCAGCCAGCAGCGCCGAAUCUUCGUGCACCAAUAAGAGCGCACCGAGCAUCCGCAACUCCACCCAAGGCUGUAAACUGACCAAUCUGCAAGUGGAAGCAGCUCAAUGCAAACCGGCCCCUUCUACUGCCAAUGGGACGGCGUUAUUGGACAACAGCUUGACUGAACAUUCAGUCGACAUUGAGAUUAAGAUGCACAUCGCACCUGUUGAGGUCCAAUAUCGGCCCAAUUCAGUCAACAACAACAAUCUGUCAGGAACGGGCAGCGCAAACAUCAACGGGCAUUCGGGGCGACACCACAAGAACCGUGCAAGAGCACAUCGGGCCAGUAGGCUCACAGUUUUGCGCGAGUAUUCAUACGACGUUCCCACCAGUGUGGAGGGCAGCGUGCAAAGUGGCUCGCACAAGCGCCACCAUCAUCACGAGAGCCUGCAGGCCCGUAACAGUCGACGGGCAGCGUAUUUGGCUUACCGGGAGCGCCAGCAGAGCCAACUUCAGCAGGACAGCAGCGACGCCAGCACCAGUGUGCCCCGCCGCUCACGCCACCUCGCCAAAGGUGGAGGCGUCCGCCCGAAUAACAGUUUUGGGCACGGACUCAGCAACAACGUGGGGAACGGCAUCAGUAAUGGAGGCUUAGUCAGAAGAGGGGACGGAUCGGGGACCGAAGACACCAGCCAAACUAAAGACUGUCCAAAACAGCCCCUCGCUGUUGAACUGGAGGUGCAGCCCAAGUCCUACGGGUUGAACCUAGCGUGCCAAAAUGGACCUGCCAAAGACUCUGAGAGGCUACAGAAUCUGUCGCCCCUGAACGUGGAGAGUUCUGGGAACAUUAAGACUGGCUUGUGGAACCAUGAAACUACUGUGUAGCGAGAUUCCCUUCUCAGAGACUACAAAUCUGACUUAUAUCUGUAACUGUGAAUCUCUAAUUUUAUGAUUUUGAUCUGAAAGGUACAGUUUGUAAAAAUAGUUCCUGAAAGAGUUUGUGGUUUAAAGUUGAGAAAAUACCUACAAAUGCAUAUGGUUUACCACUUGGCUGCAUCAUAGUCGGUCUACAAAUGGUCUAUUUUUAUAUCCUUUCGGCCCAUUUUGUAUUUUAUUCUGACAUUUUGUAUGUGAAGAUGCAUGAUGCGCUGCCCUUUGAGAAUAUGUUGGCUGACUCUUAUAUUCGAAUGUGUUUUCACACAGUAAAGAUUGUGUUUUAUUGCGGGCAUCAAAUAAUAAAAAAUCUCUUUACGCUG
This is a messenger RNA of Carassius carassius (crucian carp), 5319 nucleotides long. RefSeq names its product adhesion G protein-coupled receptor A3. Gene Ontology annotation, molecular function: G protein-coupled receptor activity; protein binding. Gene Ontology annotation, cellular component: plasma membrane; external side of plasma membrane. Bases 845 to 4948 code for a protein of 1367 amino acids. The transcript has 19 exons. The record is from RefSeq and is a predicted model, not a curated record. NCBI's taxonomy places the organism in Eukaryota, Metazoa, Chordata, Actinopteri, Cypriniformes, Cyprinidae. Gene Ontology annotation, biological process: cell surface receptor signaling pathway.